This is a messenger RNA of Triticum urartu, 878 nucleotides long. The record is from RefSeq and is a predicted model, not a curated record. NCBI's taxonomy places the organism in Eukaryota, Viridiplantae, Streptophyta, Magnoliopsida, Poales, Poaceae.
GUUGGAGUUACGAGAAAGGGGAGCUCCUGCUUAUCUAUGAGUAUAUGCCCAAUGGUAGCGUGGACCAAUACCUCUUUGAGGAAAGGCUCCAGCGGCGCAUCCUAGGAUGGAAAACCCGCUACGACAUCAUCACUGAUGUAGCCGCAGGGCUCCACUACGUGCAUCAUGAGCACGAGCACAUGGUGCUCCACCGCGACAUAAAAGCAAGCAACAUCAUGCUUGACUCUUCCUUCCGUGGUCGCCUAGGUGACUUUGGUCUUGCCCGCAUUGUCACCUUGAACAAGAACUCCUACACGGAUGUGGGUGUGGCCGGCACAUGGGGCUUCAUUGCACCAGAGUACUCAAUAUGUCACAAGGCCACUCGCAAGACUGACGUGUAUGCCUUUGGGGUGCUAGUCCUUGAGAUUGUAACCGGAGAACGAGCACUUGCCGGCAACCAUGACCAUGAGACGCUUCAACCGCUUACUGAGUGGGUAUGGUGGGUUCACCGGGAGAGAAGGUUGCUCGAAGCGGUUGAUGACAAAGUGACUUCCAUGCAAGAGUUCAAUCCGGAUGAUGCCACUCGCUUGUUGCUUCUUGGUAUGGCAUGUAGCAACCCGAACUCGUCUGACCGACCAAGCAUGGCCGAGGUAGUGCAAGUCUUAGCCAAAUCAGUGCCGCCACCAGAAGUACCGCUUGUGAAACCUACAUUCGUUUGGCCACCUGAAGGCGGGAUCCCCGUGGAAUUUGACGACACGAUGGCAACGAGCAGCCUCGAUUGGAAGGGCAUGUCUAGCGAUGAAGCCCUAGGGACGAGCGUACCAUCAGAGGUGAAUAGGCGCAAGGCUCGGGUUGGGCAUUCCAAUACAUCUGGAUCAGUUGAGGAGUAUUAUAUGUAA